CAGUAACCGCCUCUAUUGUCUCCGAGCAGCAGCAGCGCACGGACGGAUCUGCGCGUGCAGGGGAGCGGCACACGCUGACCCGAAUCUCCAGGCAGACGGAGGGAGCACGAGCGGACCUGGACGUGUACACUGAACGGGCAUCAUGACUGAUGUAUUUUGAGUCAUUCCUCUUUGAAUAAGAGAGAGCCUUCGCAUUCAAAGUACUGCGGAUGUGUUGUUGCGCGUGGUGAUUCUGGGCAGGCUGUCCUGUCAGUUGCUUUUAAGCGGAGAACGUGUUGCGUUUUUGCUCGCGCGAACGGCUUUAUCACCCCCUUGUUUCCUCGUGAGUUAAGGUGAUUAUUGAGACUUUAGGUCCAUGAUUCGACCAGGAAAAUGGGCUGUUGCGUCUGCGAGACACAGCUGUUUUAGUCAGACUUGACAACCGCGGAUUUUAGCGCUUGUUUUGGUCGCUUGUUUGAAAGGAGGCUCGAGAAGCGCCGCAGGGCGAUCCGUGACACCCUUUCCGCGACACCCCCACCCAUUUUUAGCGGAUACUUUUGGAUGGGGGGCAAACAGAGUACGGCGGGGCGGCCCCGGGGUGCUUUUCCCGGUGUCUCAACAGAUGACAGCGCGGUGCCACCCUCGGCCCACUUCGGGCACUACCGGCCAGGUGGCACGAUGGGACUGCGCAGCCGCUCGGUGAGCUCCGUGGCGGGGAUGGGCAUAGAUCACAGCGCCACGGUGCCCUUCGGGUUUUACACCCCCAGAGGAACAGACACGGACAGAGCAGGAGGGGGGUCUGGCUCGGAUCCUGCUCAUAACGGGAACGGAUACCAAGAAACUGGCGGGGGGCACCACACGGACGGUAUGCUUUACCUGGGACCCCGUGCGUCGUUGGCAGACACUUUGCCCCUGCACAUCGCGCCCCGAUGGUUUAGCGCCCACAGCGGAUUUAAGUGUCCUGUCUGCUCCAAAUCAGUGGCAUCCAAUGAGAUGGAGGUUCACUUCAUCAUGUGUCUGAGCAAGCCCCGCCUCUCCUACAACGAUGACGUGUUGUCAAGAGACGCAGGAGAAUGUGUAAUAUGUCUCGAGGAGCUACAGCAAGGAGACACAAUCGCUAGACUGCCGUGCCUCUGUAUCUAUCACAAAAGCUGUAUAGACUCCUGGUUUGAGAUCAACCGCUCCUGCCCUGAACAUCCUUCAGACUGACCUCCAUCAUCUACUUCUGCUAACACUGAGAAAGGGCACUUUAUGGACCUAAACCUGGAUAUCAUGACACAAAAAUAACCAAAUAAAUCAAUCCACCAACCAAUUCGGUCAAACCUACGGAAACGGCAAUGUGUCAUCGCAAAACUGAACCAAAUAAAAGCGUUCAUCCAGCCGACACCGUCAUUACCACUUGCAUCCCAGAAUCUCCUACGCGCUGUGCUAGAGAUUGCUAAACUGCUAACCGGACCCCCCACGCCAACCACCAACACCGGAUCUCUGGCUUUGGAUAACGUCUCGUUUUCUCGCCUCCUCUACAUGCUCCGUGUGCUUGUCGACGUGUGUUCAGUCUGUAUUUUGACCCGGUCCUCUCUCCUUGUGUAUGUAAUCAGAUGGAAGGAAAUGGGAAAGAGGGGCGGGGCAACAAAAAGGGCGGAGUGAUAAAG
Molecule: messenger RNA, 1631 nt
Organism: Rhinichthys klamathensis goyatoka
Lineage: Eukaryota; Metazoa; Chordata; Actinopteri; Cypriniformes; Leuciscidae
Gene: znrf1
Product: zinc and ring finger 1
Exons: 5
Coding region: 541-1188 (215 amino acids)
Source: RefSeq, a predicted model, not a curated record